Messenger RNA from Malus domestica (apple), 554 nucleotides. Its product is annotated as small ribosomal subunit protein bTHXm. The record is from RefSeq and is a predicted model, not a curated record. NCBI's taxonomy places the organism in Eukaryota, Viridiplantae, Streptophyta, Magnoliopsida, Rosales, Rosaceae. Gene Ontology annotation, cellular component: plastid; ribosome. Gene Ontology annotation, biological process: plastid translation.
AUACAACUCAGCAACGGAAGCCUACCCAAAAACUAAAAUAUUUGAUAACAGCAGCUGUGAAUAGUCAGAAUAGUGGUGGAUGAAGUGGAAGAAAUGGCGAUGAUGAUGCAGUGGUGCGGCGCAGCGGCGAGGCGGGUGCUGAUGGCGGAGCAGCGCGCCCUCUUCACAACCUCCUCCUCUUCCUCCCUGGCAGCAGCAGCAAUUGCAAAAGCAAAUGUGCUUGGGGCGCCGAUGCUGUGCGGGCGAGGAGACAAGAAGACGAAGAAAGGGAAGCGAUUCAAAGGGUCGUUCGGAAACGCUCGGCCGAAGAAGGAGAAGAGGAUCGAGCGCAUUAAGGACAAGGUUGAGGUCCCCAGGUCCACCCCUUGGCCUCUCCCUUUCAAGCUCAUCUGAAAUUUUCAAUUUUUCACUCUCUUUUUUCUUAGGGUUUUAGCUCCAUAUAUGUAAUGUCGAACUCCCUAAUUUUAAGUGUUUAUGUCAUGCCUUGUUAUCAAAUGGAGGCAUUUUUAUUUUAUGUCAAUGCAUAUUUCUGGUAUAUAUGUUUCUAUUGUUAA